Molecule: messenger RNA, 5266 nt
Organism: Asparagus officinalis (garden asparagus)
Lineage: Eukaryota; Viridiplantae; Streptophyta; Magnoliopsida; Asparagales; Asparagaceae
Exons: 8
Coding region: 780-4979 (1399 amino acids)
Molecular function (GO): acyltransferase activity, transferring groups other than amino-acyl groups
Source: RefSeq, a predicted model, not a curated record
GGUCUCUCAUCUCUGUGGACUGAGGAGACUUCACUAUCACAACCAACCAAAAAAACAAUUGAGAGGAUUAAAAACCCACAAAAUUCUGCCUUCUCUCUCCCCCUCACUGUAUAAUACUUGUCUCUUUCUCAUCAAAAGAUCCGCCAUUGUCUCUGGGCGCGUGCAGUGCCAUAAAGGCAGCUGCUUGCAACGUGUCAGCGUUCUCAGUGUGCGUUCUCUCUCCUGCUGCCACCAUUAUUUGGCAAGUUGAAAGGGGCUAGAGAGAGAGAGAGAGAGAUUGUAGAGAGAGAAAGAAGGGAAUGCUUCAGUGAAGAAGAUGAGAUGAGAUGAGAUAUCAAGACCCAGGUUUUAUCCAGCUGAGUUUCUCUAAUCUUCAAGCUUACUGUUGCACUGUUAUGGCUUUCAUGAAUUUCUUGUUUUUGCCUGGCAUUUUUGGCUUUUUCUAGGGUUUAAGGCACUGGGUAUUUUCCAAGAGUUGUUCUGAUGGCAGUCAUGCUUUGAUCCAAAUUUCUCUAGGUGGGGUGGAUGUCUUAGGAAUUUGAAGAAUUGGGUCUUUUUCAUUUAUCAUUAGAUGUUGUAGCUAUUUUGAGUUUGUUUGAUUUCUAAGAGAAAAUGAUGCUACAUUUGCUUCUGAUUUAGAUGCCAUGUUGCUAGCCCUUCCUGAGUUUUUGAUGUUUCAGGAGUUUAAAGAACUGGUCUUUUUUUCUUAAUUUCAUUAAAAGAUACGGCUUUUUUCUUCUUUUUUCUUUCGUGGUCGCAUGCAAGCGUGAGAGCAAAAAAUGUUUCAGAAUCAAGGGCCCGUCGAGUCCAAAUUCGGGUCACCUAGUGAUAGAUUUAACAAAAUGUUUCUGGGGAAAACAGCUGGAGAAAAUCUGGAAGAUGGAAAAGUAGUCAGUGAGGAGGAGAGAAUGAGAAUGUUGUUUGGAAAAGAGGUGGCUCUUUUGGAGAAGGAUGAAGUGGAGGGCUCGAAAGUUGAACACCAAAUUUCCAUGGAGAUUCUCUACCAAACCAAUUGUGAUGAUAAACACAGCAACUCUGUGUUAUCUGAGGCUUUGAAAGAUACAGAUGAAUUGGAGGGUAAUGCUGUAAGUGCGGAGGAUAUGACGGGCAAUUCUUCAGGUGUUUGCCGACAAGUGCCCUGUCGUAUAGUUGAAACUCUCGGUCAUAGCAUAGUAUCUAGUCUCCACUUGGCUAGUGUACCAAUUAAAAUUGAUACUCAAACUGACCCCUUGCCAAAUCUUGAAGAAAUACGAAGAUCACUAGUCAAUCAAAGAGCCAAAGAUUUGAAAUAUCACGGAAAGAUGGAUUCUGGUCGCUUACGAUCAAAUGCAUACAAUCUUCUUACUGAUGUUGGAUGGAAAAUCAAGACGCACAAAAGGAAAAUCUCUGAUAAUGUUGAUUUCAUAUACACAUCACCUGGUGGUGAUCGUGUGUACUCUAUCUCGAAAGCCUGGGUGAUGUGUGGCAAGGGUCUUUAUGCAAAGGCACCGGACUCCAGAUAUGAUGAAAUCGGAAGAAAAUGGUUUAAUAUCGACGAGUUGUAUGUUGACAUGAUGAAUACUCUCGACUUCUUAGAAAAAGAAACUCUCAAGUUGUCUCAUCUCCUUCGAUGGCAGCUUCUUGAUCCCUUCGUAGCUGUUGUAUGCAUGGACAGGAAAAUAACAUUUCUUAGAAGAGGAAAGGCUUUGAGGGCAGUAAACAGUUCGGUAUCAAUUAUUAAUGGAAGUGAGAACAUCAUCAUGAAUACAAAGGGUGCACCAUUUUUGGUAACUGACGGCAAAUAUGAGGUUUCUGAAUAUUGCAAUAAACAAGCUCCCGGUGAUGCAUAUGUACACUGCAGAAGCCUGAAGAGCUUAGCGAGGCAUAUUGGACAAGGAUUUUCUUGUACUAGAAACUCAGAGCAUAUUAAAGGCAAGGCUUCAGCUACUAAAAAAAGAAAUCAAGCAUCUAAGAGCGGAUUUUCAAAUAAAUCACAAUCUUAUGCUCUUAGAGAUACAGAAGUGUCUUGUUCAAACAAAUUCAUAGAUUGCACAAUUCAGGAUAAUAUGGCUGCUUCUAAUCCCAAUGAAAUUCCUUCAGGAAUUCAACCAUGUAAAUAUAUGAAAAUUGAUGAAGGAGGGCUUUCUCAGGAUUCUACUAUUAUAAGGGGCAACAAUGUCAGAAAAGUUCUUAAUUUUGAAGAAAUUGACAAGACUGGGUGCUGUUUAACUCCUGAAGCCAAACCAAAAUACUCUAACAACGAACUUCGGCAAGAGGAGUCAAAACAAGAGAUUCAGCUGAACACAAUUUUAUCGGGAGAUACUUCUACGUCAUUUGUACUGAACCAGACACCUGUGCAUUCUCAGCAAGAAGAACAAGUACUGUAUCUUUAUCCCCUGCAGGAAACCCUGUGCUUUAAUACUGCAGAUGGCACAGAAGAAGUUAAUAUGCCACAAGUGACGCAACCUUUUCUCUAUCAACCGAGCCUUGCAGGAACCUUUUUUAUUUACAGUAUAGAUAGCAGGAACCUCACAAACAACAUGAAUUUUUCUCUGCAACAUGAAGAGUAUCAUUCAGGUUCUCAUGAAUAUCGCAGUUUAGAUGAUAAUGUGGCAAGUAGCUCAAAAAAACCUAAAAGUCGCAGACAGAAGAAGUCUAAGAAAAUAUCAGAAAUUGAAGCAAUGGAAGCAAAACUAUCAGGCAAAAACUACGUAGAGGCCUUUGUUCACGAUAGGGUCGCCUAUAUAGAAUUUUCAGCUCCUCACAAAGAGAAUAUCAAAUUGAGGUCAUCAAAUCUCGAAGAUUCUCUCAAAGUACAAAGUGGCAAAUAUGAUGUAACAGAAGCUGUUUCAUUGAAGAAGAAACGCAAGAGGCCAGCAAAGUCAGAAACCACAGCAGCCAGAAGAAAUAGAAAGGUGAAGGACACUCCGCCUACACCACUAAAGGAUGAAUCCGGAGUUACCAUGUUGAAAUUUGAUACAGAACAAGAAAAUGUAGCAGCACGUGUAUUAAAUGAUAGAGUGAUUCAAUCUAUAUCUAAUUGUGAGAAUAACCCCAUUGUAGAUGUGGGUCUCGUCAAUGGCGAGCCUCUAGCAAAUAAAUAUGAUGGUGAUGAAAUUAAUUCCGCUGCCAAAUCAGGCUGGUCUAGAUGUUAUCGAAAGCGUAAAAGCCGUACAAGAGGCUCUAAUUAUUCUUUACAAACUACUGAAGACGGUGGAAAUCAAGUAGCCCUGGAAUCAAGAACUAUAUUAUGCUGGUUGAUUGAGAGAAAAGUUAUUUCUUUAAAUGAUACCAUUGAAUACCGUAAUUCACUGGAUAAUGCUGCAGUGAAAAAGGGCCUGAUCAGGAGAAAUGGAAUUCUAUGCCUGUGCUGCGACAAGAUUUUUUGUGUCUCUGAUUUUAAGUUUCAUGCUGGCUUUGAGAUGCACAAACCAUCUUUUAAUCUUUUCUUGGAUUCAAUGAAGACAUACACUCUAUGUGAGAUUGAGGCUUGGUCUGCUGAGUACAAGGCAAGAAAAGGUUCUAUGCCGCUGUUGGGAGUUGAGGAGAGGGAUCAAAAUGAUGAUGUCUGCACACGGUGUGGAGAUGGUGGUGAAUUAGUAUGCUGUGAUGGGUGUCCGUCUUCUUAUCAUCGAGAUUGCUUGCCCUCAGAGGUCUGUAAUAAAUCAUUAUUCACUAUAACAAGUAUGUCUUGGAAGUACCUAGCAUUUUUUUCACUGAAGGACCUUCCAGAAGGAAGCUGGUAUUGCCCUCAUUGUGUUUGCCCUAUUUGUCGUGACGUUAUCACCGUUAUGGAGCCUUCAACUUCUUCGGUUGCCUUCUCAUGCUUACAGUGUGAACAUAAGUAUCACCAGACAUGCCGAAAGGGGAAGGAUUUAUCUGAAGAGGAAGUAGGAUCAGAUUCAUGGUUCUGUGGAGAAAUUUGUCAGGAGGUUUAUAUGGGUUUGCAAUCUCGCAUUGGAGAGAUGAUUUGUAUUGGAGAUGGAUUCUAUCGCACAAUCUUGAAAUGCAACCAUGACGAUCAAAAGAUUCACUCUGCACAAAAGAUUGCACUUAUGGCAGAGUGUCAUGCAAAAUUAGCAGUUGCUCUGACUAUUAUGGAGGAAUGUUUUAUGCCAAUGAUCGACCCAAGGACAGGCAUAAACAUGAUUCCACAUAUCUUGUACAAUUGGGGAUUGAACUUUACACGCUUGAACUAUCAAGGAUUUUACACAGUUGUCUUGGAGAAGGGAGAUGAGCUUAUCUCUGUAGCAUCCAUCAGGGUACAUGGUGUCACAGUGGCAGAAAUGCCUCUCAUUGCAACUGGUACUGAACAUCGACACCAAGGAAUGUGCAGGCGCCUUAUGAGUGCAAUUGAAGAGAUGCUAAAAUCUCUCAAGGUUGAAAUGCUAGUUUUAUCGGCAAUUCCGGAUUUAGCUGAUACUUGGGUAUCAGGUUUCGGUUUCCAACCUAUUGAAGACAGUGAAAAGAGACGGCUUAAUAAAAUAAGCCUUUUGUCAUUUCCUGGAACAGUACUGCUCCAGAAAACUUUGCGCGAAGGUACUGUAACAAAGGAAAAUGAUUCAUUGGAGAGCGAAGAUAAAGCGCAAGAUUGUGCUGAGUUAGAUGAAAGUACUCGUGUCAACAGUGCAGAGCGUUAUUCUGAAACUGUUAGAGAACAUUUAGAAUGUGAUAGUGAAAUAACUCGUUGCAGCAAUGUAGAAUCUUGCAAUAAAGCAGUAAGAACAGUUGGAACCUCAAACACUUGCGAAAUGAAGGAGGCCGCUCCUAGGGAACAAGGUCCUCCCGAUUCUCUCUUGUAUCAAGCUAUAGCCAAUGGACUCCCUACUGACAAAAGCCUCAAAGAAACCAAUUUACCGAUAAAAGAAGACAAAACGCCAAAUGCCCAUAUCGAUCACAAGGACAAUGCUUCAGAUACCCAAGAAAAAGAAAGAUCACUCUCUCCUUGCGAAGAUAAGGAGGCUGAACGUGUUUGUACUCUUGCUAAGGGAAGACCAUGAUCAAUUGCAACUGGUGUACAGUUUGUAUAUAAGUAGCUGCUAAUAUUUUGUUUCUAUUCGCAAGCCCUUGGUUACAGUUUUUCCUCGUUCCUGAUUGGCUUUUUUAGCCUGCUUCAGGGAGCUUGUUGUACAAAGAACUUAAGCUCUAGGGCAAUUUUGUAAAGAUGUAGCUUACUAGGACUGGCAUGUACUUGAAUUUUCGAUGAUCCAGGCUACUUCAGUAACUGGUAUCACGUGAUCUUCAUGAAUGAAUUAGUAAUGUUAUUAUUAUCAUUUCUUUCUGUGUA